Ostrea edulis (European flat oyster) is the source of this 1650-nucleotide messenger RNA. RefSeq names its product DNA repair protein XRCC4-like. Lineage: Eukaryota; Metazoa; Mollusca; Bivalvia; Ostreida; Ostreidae. Bases 202 to 1251 code for a protein of 349 amino acids. The transcript has 11 exons. The record is from RefSeq and is a predicted model, not a curated record. Gene Ontology annotation, biological process: double-strand break repair via nonhomologous end joining; positive regulation of ligase activity; DNA recombination. Gene Ontology annotation, cellular component: nucleus; DNA ligase IV complex; DNA-dependent protein kinase-DNA ligase 4 complex. Gene Ontology annotation, molecular function: DNA binding.
UACUUUCAUUUUCAUUUUAUGGCGUCUAGAUAAACAGGAAAACACAAACUCAGUAACUGUUGUAAAGGUAAAUAUUCACCAUGCCUAUUUACUACAAUUGAUCUAACAGAUGACGAUAAGCAUUUGUAACGUCUGCAAUACAUAACGUUACGCCUGUAAACUAAAAUAAGUAUACUGAAAAGUGCUGUGCUGUGUGUUACGAUGACCACGUCCUUCAACAGGAUUGACCUGCACACAGGAGACUGUGUAUAUCUUCUCGUCCAUUACAAAAAUGUAGAUGCUGACGAAUUUCUGUUGUCUGUAUCGGAUGGGAAAAAAGUGUGGAAAGGAAAAUUUGACGAAGAUGACAUAGAAGACAUGAGAAAAACUCUGAAAAUGGAUUACGACUCCCUUUUGAAGAAAACAAAAGAUGCUUUGACAUGUGAGCAUUCCUCCGAGUGGUCAUUUGAGUACAAACUCAAUUCACAAAGGAGUGAGUUCCAGUGGUAUUAUGCUCCAGACAAAGACUUGACUUACAUGUUGGGAAGUUGUGCUCUCAAACCAGCAAAUGAUGCCUCAAAGUCCAUGUGUGAAAUCCUCAAUCAUUGCAUUGACAGACACAAAGAGCUGAAGGAAAACACAUGUGUGCUCCAGACAGAUUACGACAGGAUAUCACAGGAGAGGGCUAAUGCCCUGAAGAGACUAGAGAAGUGUGUUGUUGCAAAAGAGGAACUAGAAAAAGAGUUGUACGCAAAGUUUGUUGAUGUACUGAACAGCAAGAAAGAUAAAAUCAGGAAACUUAAAGAUAAUUACACAAAUGGUACAGAAUCUGAAGCAGGGCCAUCGGGUGCAAAAGAUGAACCAAUCAAAACAGGACAGAAAAAGGUCACAAAGAGGUCAGCACCAUGCGAUGGACCAAGUGAUGAGGAUAGGAGUGAUGUUGAUACGACAGAUGAAGAAAUGAGUUCAUCAUCAAAAGGCAAGAAGUCAAAGAAAACUGUGAAAAAAAGUCUGCUGAAGGCUGAAUCGGACUCGGUUGUCUUGGAUACUGGUGACAAUAGUCUGGGGAUGUCGAUGGUGUCUAGACCACGUAGGAAUGCAGAAGGAAACAAACGUAAAACACCGUCAAAACCGAUUCUGCCAAAAGUGUCUUCAACUGAGCACAGGCAAGAAAGACCAGUCAGAAUGAAAAAAUCAAUCACAGGAUCCUCAUCCACUUCCAACCGCUCCUCUGACAACAUAGAUGCCGAUGACCUCAUUGACAAUUUAUGAUGAUGUCAUUCACUGUUUGUGAUGAUGUCAUUCACUGUUUGUGAUGAUGUCCAAUAUUUUCUCAUUACAUCAUCGAAAUGUGUGGACACCAAUAUAUAAUAUUUGAACAGAUUAGUACAGUGUAUCUGAUAUUCACUGAAGACAGUUUUGUAGAAUUCAGAAAUCAGAUCAAAUGUAUGUUUAUGCCAGUUUUUACGAUUGUUUAAUGUUUUGACGGAUUACAAUGAUCAGUCAUUGAAUAUGUACAAACGUUAAACUAUGUGGAUAAAUAGUAAAACAUUUUGGAAGGUAUAGUGCCAUAGAGAUGAUGAUGAAGACUAAACAACACUUUUAUGGAUAGUGAUGUAGUGCAAUUAUCAUAGGUAUUCAUUUUGACACAUUAAAUGAUAUUAACCUGAU